AUGGCCAUGCCGAAAGAUGCCACGCCGCAGGUCCAGAAGCUGUUGGACCUGGAACGGGAGGCCUCGCAGGCGUUGAUGGAGGAGGAAGCCAAGAGAGCAGAAGAAGCCAGGCUGGCAGAAGACACCAGGCUGGCAGAAGAAGCCAGGCUGGCAGAAGAAGCCAGGCUGGCAGAAGAAGCCAGGCUGGCAGAAGAAGCCAGGCUGGCAGAAGAAGCCAGGCUGGCAGAGGAGGCCAGGCUGGCAGAGGAGGCCAGGCUGGCAGAGGAGGCCAGGCUGGCCGAGGAAGCUCGUUUAGCAAAGCUGUCAGCAGAGGCUAGAGCAGCAGAGGAGGCAAGGAAAGCAAAGGAAGCCAGGCUAGCAGAAGAAGCGAGGCGAGCAGAGGAAGCGAGGCUGGCAGAGGAAGCGAGACUGGCAAAGAUAGCAGAGGAAGCUAGGCUGGCAGAAGAAGCCAGGUUGGCGGAGGAAGCCCGGUUGGCAGAAGAGGCCGGGCCCAGCUUUGCAUUGUGA
Molecule: messenger RNA, 507 nt
Organism: Effrenium voratum
Lineage: Eukaryota; Dinophyceae; Suessiales; Symbiodiniaceae
Source: the annotation of a GenBank genome assembly